Messenger RNA from Pseudogymnoascus verrucosus, 1236 nucleotides. RefSeq lists its product as uncharacterized. Lineage: Eukaryota; Fungi; Ascomycota; Leotiomycetes; Thelebolales; Thelebolaceae. The transcript has 3 exons. The record is from RefSeq and is a predicted model, not a curated record. The coding region runs from base 371 to 940 and encodes 189 amino acids.
AUUGAAAUUAAAGACGAUAUGUAGCAAACGAUCAAACGAUCAGAAAAUCAGAGACAAGCGGCAUGCAUGCGGCCUGAUUGAGAAAAUACUAAACAUUCUGUCUUAGUCGCCCUGCCUCGUAUUCGAUGUUGAUGUCUUUGACCUUUUCGGCUGGCACGGCAACGAUUGCCGCCCCCUAAAUCUUAAAAUAGGACUCACCUCGGAUCCCACAUCAUCUCGAUCCUGCUGUUUCCAAGAACACAUCUUCUCUCUCCUACCAUACUUUUCCAAAUUCACCUUUUUCGCACACCACAUUCGUUUUUGCUUACCAUCUCGAUUCUAAUUCUACAAAAGCUCUCACUCAGUACUUUAUCUUAAUACUACAGCAAAUAUGCGUUUCUCCACCAUCUUCCUGUCCACGGUCGUCGCCGCCCUCUCCGUCCAGGCUCAGGCCAACAACGGCACUGCCACCACCGAGAGCCCAGCUGUCUCCGGCACCGCAUUGCCCACCCCUGGCCAGCUGGCCGCCACCCGCUGUCUCGCGACUUGCCCCUCCAACGACAACGACUGCCGCGCCAAGUGCCAGCUCCUCGCCAACUCCGUGAACCCCAUCGGAGACUGCCAGGCCGCCUGCCCCAAGGGCGACGGCUCGGCCGCCGGCAACCUGUCCUACAAGGAGUGCCUCCAGGGCUGCAACGCCCUCUCUCCCGUGCCAUCCGCCUCUGAGACCUCCAGUGCUGCUUCCUCUACCUCAACUGGCACUGACUCUGGAUCUGGAACUGGCUCCGGCACUGACUCCAGCUCCGGUGGCGCCUCUUCGUCCGGCUCCGGCUCCGACGUGAAGGCCACCGGCACCAAUGCUUCUCCAUCCGCCACCCCAACCGGUGCUGCCGCCAACAUGGCCGUCAGCGUCUCCGUUGGUGCUGGUCUUGGUCUGUUCGCCAUGAUGCUCGCAUUGUAAGAUGGUGGCCUUGAUUUGUGUCUCGGGUGGGUGUCCUUGGAAUAGCGGCGUAUGGAAUAUGAAUGAGGGUACCAUAUCGCGUAAUAAUCUUUUAAUCGGUCCGUUCAAGAAGUAGUUAGGGGAAUUGCCAAUUCAGUUCUUCCUUCAAUUUCAAUGUUGUAUUGGCAUUUUGUUCUAAACUAUGUUGCUCAGCCAUGGGAGGCUGAGCUUCUUCAUCUCAACGGCGAGCUGGAAGAGGUAGUCUAAGCUGUGGGGGAGUUAGCUUGUGAUUAUAUGCAUUGAAUACGACACCGACG